Messenger RNA from Myxocyprinus asiaticus (Chinese sucker), 2471 nucleotides. It is a transcript of the gene bmp4, whose product is annotated as bone morphogenetic protein 4. The record is from RefSeq and is a predicted model, not a curated record. Bases 413 to 1612 code for a protein of 399 amino acids. The transcript is spliced from 4 exons. Lineage: Eukaryota; Metazoa; Chordata; Actinopteri; Cypriniformes; Catostomidae. Gene Ontology annotation, molecular function: BMP receptor binding; cytokine activity; growth factor activity. Gene Ontology annotation, biological process: negative regulation of transcription by RNA polymerase II; BMP signaling pathway; negative regulation of apoptotic process. Gene Ontology annotation, cellular component: extracellular region.
GAGAGUGUAGGGGAGGAGGCAUAGGGAACUUCAUAGGUCACAUAAAAGCUGGCAGGAGAAUUGGAUGCGAGAUCAGUCGCUGAGCUUCCCGACGGUGAUGUUGUCCGUUCUCGAGAGUUCUUGGACAUUGUUGGAGCUACAAAGAUCAGCGUUUGCAUUGUAUUCUUUUGGGUUCUGCUAUCUAGAGGAUAUGACGCGGAACUAAUGAUCCAAACAUUCCCUCAAGGCUUGAGGACUUCUGUUGUGUGAUGUAAACUCCUUUGAAACGCACCCCUACCAAUGGCAAAGAAUCUCACCAGAGUUCUUAAACAGCCUUCCAGCACCACGUAACAUUUACUUGAGGAACUUGUCUUGUAUAGACUCCCAACAAACAUGGACUGUAUUCCCAUGCUUUAUUUUCUGUCGAGACAUCAUGAUUCCUGGUAAUCGAAUGCUGAUGGUCAUUGUAUUAUGCCAAGUGCUACUGGGAGAGAGCAGCUAUGCUAGUCUAAUACCUGAGGAGGGGAGGAAGAGAGUGUCGGCUCAUCUAAGUCAGAGUCAUGAACUGCUGCGGGACUUUGAAGCCACGCUGCUGCACAUGUUUGGCUUGCAGAAGCGCCCGCGACCCAGCUAUUCGGCCGUCGUGCCACAGUAUCUGCUCGAUCUGUAUCGGCUGCAGUCAGGAGAGGUUGAAGAUGCUGCAGCUCAUGAUGUCAGUUUUGAUUAUCCAGAAAGAUCUACAAGUCGAGCUAACACUGUGAGAGGUUUCCACCAUGAAGAGCACAUGGAAGAGUUGCCGUCAGACGGUUCAUGGGAGAUUCCCCUGCACUUCAUCUUCAAUCUCAGCAGCAUCCCUGAGCAGGAACUCAUUUCUACCGCAGAGCUGCGUCUCUACAGGCAACAGAUCGAUGACGCAAGCUCAGAUCCUCAACACAUUGGAGACGAGGGGCUUCAUCGAAUAAACAUAUAUGAGGUGUUGAAGCCCCCGCGGGCCGGCCAGCUCAUCACGCAGCUCCUGGACACACGGUUGGUGCGCCACAACACGUCAAGAUGGGAGAGCUUUGACGUGAGUCCAGCGGUGUUGCGCUGGACCCGUGACAAGCAGUCCAACCAUGGCCUCGUCAUUGAGGUGCUUCACCUUAACCAAACACGCCGUCACCAGGGACGACAUGUGCGUGUUAGUCGGUCCUUGCAUCCGCUUCUGGGCGAAGACUGGGACCAGCUCCGCCCACUGCUGGUUACUUUCGGUCACGACGGCAAAAGUCACCCUUUGACGCGCAGAAUGAAGCGCAGCCCCAAGCAAAGAGGUCGAAAGCGCAACCGCAACUGCCGGCGCCACGCGCUUUAUGUCGAUUUCAGUGACGUGGGUUGGAAUGACUGGAUCGUGGCGCCGCCCGGGUACCAGGCAUACUACUGUCAAGGGGAGUGCCCCUUCCCGUUGGCCGAUCACCUGAACUCGACCAAUCACGCUAUUGUACAGACGCUGGUGAACUCGGUUAACACCAACAUUCCCAAGGCCUGCUGCGUUCCCACCGAGCUCAGUUCAAUUUCAAUGCUCUACCUGGAUGAGACGGACAGGGUGGUCCUGAAAAACUAUCAGGAGAUGGUGGUGGAAGGGUGUGGCUGCCGCUAACCACAGAAAGGCUUGGGCACAUUUACACUAAAUAUCCAUACCUGGACACUUAUUUAUAACAUUCAUGUUGAGAUGUGUGUUUUUCUCGUUUCUUGUCUUCCUGACGAUAUCAUAUAUUUUGACAAAAAAUCUCUAUAUACUGUAUAUAUUAAUAUUGACAUAAUUAAAAAAAAAAAUGAAAGUGUCCUUAUUUUAAAUAUAAUUCAGCUGUACAGCUUUUCAUAAUGUAUAUCAGAAUGUAUAAGGGUUUUUCUAUGAGAAAAUUAGAAAAAGAAAAGCCACUAAAGUUUAUUUACUGGUAGUAUUUAUUUCUUUAAUGUAAUAUACAUUCACAAAAAUAGAAAUACAUAGCCUCCCAAACCAACCCCAUUUUUGAUCGAAAAAAGUUGAAUUCAUUAUUUGUGUACUUAAAAUAGAGCACUGUGUGAAAUCCUAGGAGAACUGAGUGUCUUAAUGUAUCAGUUAAAGAAAUCAGAUAUGUAUUGAUGUGAGUAAAAUUCAGUUGUGUGAUUUACAGCAUGUGAUUUACAUGUUCCCAAAACAGCUGUUCAUUUUUGAAUAAAUAGUGAAGCAUUUCACAAAAAUGUGAGAUUAAUUAAAGGUUGUGUAGGUCCAAAAUACAAAAUGAUGAUCUUUGUUUCCCAGAACACUGGAAUAUAGCAGAUAUGCAGUUUUUGAGGGGAAACUUUCGAAUUUUAUGACAGUUUUUUUAAACAUAUUUUUGAACUGUUAUGUGUUACAUUUUUAUAGCUAGUGGCAAUAAAUAAAGAGAAGUGUUUUCUCUACUGAAAUACCAUACAAUUUAAAACCCCACCAAAAUACUUUCAUUUGCAAAUCAACAAAUUUCAUAAUAAAAUCA